Molecule: messenger RNA, 516 nt
Organism: Echinococcus granulosus
Lineage: Eukaryota; Metazoa; Platyhelminthes; Cestoda; Cyclophyllidea; Taeniidae
Exons: 4
Coding region: 1-516 (171 amino acids)
Source: RefSeq, a predicted model, not a curated record
AUGGAAUGGAAUAGAGGGGAGUGUGACCUAAAUGAACUGGUAAAGGAAUUUUCAUUUGCAUUUCUCUCUAUUCAAAGUUUUAAACCAUUCCUAUUUCAACUAAAUAAAUUAAGCAACGAUUUAAAGUGUCGCUGCAACAUGAUGGAUGUGAGUCGAACUAGUCUGCUUUACAAAUACCUCAGGUUAAUCCGUCCCAAGUCUCGCGGUAAAAAAAUUAAUUUGCAAGAUCCUCCCUCGCCUGAACCAAAGUCACAUUUCGGGGCAUUUUUUCAGCCAUUUCAAUUUAGUAACACUACAAUUCAAACCAUUAACCAUCGAGGCGCCCAUAGUUUUGAAAUGUGUAGCAAAGUAGCUCCAGUUAAUGGCCCAGAUCGUGAUGCCCAUGAAGCAUAUCAAACUCAUACCUUUACGUGCUUUCUGGCACCUAUUAGUGAUAAAUCGCUUGCUGUUUGGAUAACUAUAUUAUUUCCAACUUCUGCAAUCAUUAUGAAGGAUUUGAAAUGGGAGGCCAUUUAG